CGUCAUUUUGACAGAAUGGCAGAAAGUCUAGAAAGUCAAUUACAAUUUAUAUUAAGUACAUGUUUUUAUUUAUCUUAUAAAAAUGUAAAAUUGUCUAUUCAUUAAAUCGUAAAAAUAAGAAACAGAAAAUAAUGUCAUAAAUAAUUUCCUUUAAAAUAACUAAAAAAAGUGAAUUUCAUUAAACGAAGUAUAUUAUAAAAUUUUAUUGCGUCGUCAAAGUGAACGGUUGCAAAAAUUGUACGUGUCGUGUUUGCAAAUGCAUCGUUAGUUUUACACAGAGUUCCUGACCGUAAUACGGUACGGAUGUGAUGGAGGAUUACAAAUUUCUCUUUAAAGUUGUACUCGUAGGAAAUGCGGGUGUCGGCAAGACUUGCCUCGUGCGCAGAUUUACCCAGGGAUUAUUUCCUCCAGGUCAAGGUGCAACAAUAGGUGUUGAUUUUAUGAUUAAAACUGUAGAAGUAGAAAAUGAGAAAGUUAAGCUUCAAAUCUGGGAUACUGCUGGUCAAGAAAGAUUUCGAUCAAUAACACAAAGUUAUUAUAGAUCAGCUCAUGCUUUGAUUUUAGUAUAUGAUAUUUCUUGUCAACCUACAUUUGAUUGUUUACCAGAUUGGUUAAGAGAAAUUGAAGAAUAUGCAAGUAAUAAAGUUCUUAGGAUAUUAGUAGGUAAUAAAAUUGAUCGAGAAGACAGAGAAAUACCAACACAUGUAGGAGAAGAUUUUGCACAAAGACAUGGAAUGUACUUUUUAGAAACUUCAGCUAAAGAAGCAGAAAAUGUAGAGAGAUUAUUUAUGGAAAUAGCUGCUGAACUCAUGGAGCAAGCACGCAGUAAAGAGCUACCUAGAUAUGAAACAAAUACAACUUCAAUAAAUGGAAAAACAACAUCAAUUGGUGAUACAAGUAACUGUGGUUGUAGUAGACUUUCUUAAGUAGCUUUUAUAUCUAUGAUUAAGUCAUUCAACAAAUGCAUAAUUUCAGUUGCUAAAUAUGUAUGUAGAAUAUUAUCAUACAGUUUUUAUAGAAUAUAAAGAUUGAAUUGCAAUAUUAGUCAAUCUUCUAUAACUAAAUGAAAAGAAUUUUAAUAUUAAAAUCUUUGAUAUUAUAUGUUAGCAUCUAGUGUUAACAAGCAAAUUAUAUUGAUAAUUUUGUUGCAAAAAAUAUUUAAUAUCUGAAAUUAAAAUUAAUUUUAAGUAUGUUGAUAUAUACUUGUCUCUGAAUUUGUUUUUAUAAAUACUGACUGAAGUUUUUAUAUUAAAAUAUUUUGCAUUUAAAUGAUAAGUUAAAAACAUAUUGUUUGAUGUUGUAUCCAUAAAUGGAAGUUUACUGUAUAUUUUAUAGUAUUUUUUGUUAUGUCAGAAAGUACAAAUAAGUAUUUCAUAUUUGGUGACUGAAUAAGAAGUCAUUAUGAAUAUAAGAUUUUUACUAAAAAUUAUAAGCCUAAUAUUGUCAAAAAUUUUCCCAGAUUUGCAGUAUAAAUGUUUAUAAUACUGCUUUAAGUCAACUGAAGUAAACUGAAAUUUGAUAUUAAAAUGCAAACAUAUUUAUUUACGUUAUCAUAGUUAAUGUAAAUUAUUAUAAAUAAUUUUUUACUUUAUCAUUGCUUAUUAUAAUGGGUGCGCAAGACUUUCCCAAUAUAUUAUUAGCAUUUGCACAGCCAAAGUUUUGUUGUAUUUUCUAAGAUUUUAUAUUUAUGUGCAAUUUUUAAAUAAUAGAUAAUUAAUGCUUGUUCCAUCUUUAUAUUAUUUAAAAUUUAUAAUUUAUAAAUUUUUAUUAUUAUUUAUGAAUAAGAUAUUUCUUA
Apis laboriosa (Himalayan honeybee) is the source of this 1795-nucleotide messenger RNA. RefSeq names its product ras-related protein Rab-30-like. The transcript has 5 exons. Gene Ontology annotation, molecular function: GTP binding; GTPase activity. The record is from RefSeq and is a predicted model, not a curated record. The coding region runs from base 309 to 926 and encodes 205 amino acids. NCBI's taxonomy places the organism in Eukaryota, Metazoa, Arthropoda, Insecta, Hymenoptera, Apidae. Gene Ontology annotation, cellular component: trans-Golgi network.